Molecule: messenger RNA, 1609 nt
Organism: Mandrillus leucophaeus (drill)
Lineage: Eukaryota; Metazoa; Chordata; Mammalia; Primates; Cercopithecidae
Gene: BNIP3
Product: BCL2/adenovirus E1B 19kDa interacting protein 3
Exons: 7
Coding region: 1-774 (257 amino acids)
Biological process (GO): mitochondrial outer membrane permeabilization; positive regulation of apoptotic process
Cellular component (GO): mitochondrial envelope; nucleus; mitochondrial outer membrane
Source: RefSeq, a predicted model, not a curated record
AUGCGUUCGCGCAGCGGGAAACGCAGGCCCGGGGUGCAGGACUUGCCCCACGCACAGCCAGAGAACUGUGGGAGCCUUGCAGCCAGACCCACAGAUGGAAGCAGCGAGCACUCUCUCUGCCUGUACCCUCUGGGGCCAGCUGCUUUUCCUGAGGAGUUGGCGGCAAAAUGGGCUGAUUCCGUUCCUUUCGAUCUCUUGAUCAUUCUGGCUAUUGUUGUUGACCCGCAGGAGGCUCGCUCCUGGGUGGAAUUGCACUUCAGCAAUAAUGGGAACGGCAGCAGCGUUCCAGCCUCGGUUUCUAUUUAUAAUGGUGACAUGGAAAAAAUACUGCUGGACGCACAGCAUGAGUCUGGACGGAGUAGCUCCAAGAGUUCUCACUGUGACAGCCCACCUCGCUCACAGACACCACAAGAUACUAACAGAGCUUCUGAAACAGACACCCAUAGCAUUGGAGAGAAAAACAGCUCACAGUCUGAGGAAGAUGAUAUUGAGAGAAGGAAAGAAGUUGAAAGCAUCUUGAAGAAAAACUCAGACUGGAUAUGGGAUUGGUCAAGUCGGCCGGAAAAUAUUCCCCCCAAGGAGUUCCUCUUUAAACACCCGAAGCGCACGGCCACCCUCAGCAUGAGGAACACGAGCGUCAUGAAGAAAGGGGGCAUAUUCUCUGCGGAGUUUCUGAAAGUUUUCCUUCCGUCUCUGCUGCUCUCUCAUUUGCUGGCCAUCGGAUUGGGGAUCUAUAUUGGAAGACGUCUGACAACCUCCACCAGCACCUUUUGAUGAAGAACUGGAGUCUGACUUGGUUCAUUAGUGGGAUUACUUCUGAGCUUGCAAUGCAGCUCACUGAAGAGCUGUUAGAUCCUGGGGUGGCCGCGUCACUUGUGUUUAUUUGUUCUGUAAAUGCUGCGUUCCUAAUUUAGUAAAACAAAACAACAGACACUAAAAUCAUGUUGAUCUAUAAUUAUACCUAUGAGGUCAAUUAAUAAGCAUGUCAGACUGAUUAAUAUCUAUUGUAAAAAUUUGGUAGUGAAUUUGGAUAUUAGAUAUAAAUACCUGAAUAUAAUUUUAAUAUCCUAUUCAUGAUGUAUGUUGUAUUUUAAAAAUUAUCUGCAACCUUAAUUCAGUUGAAGUACUUUAUAUUUCAAAAGAAUGAAUAACAUUGAUAAUAAAAUCGCUACUUUAAGGGGUUUGUCCAAAAUAAAUAUUGUGGCCUUAUAUAUCACACUAUUGUAGAAAGUAUUAUUUAAUUUAAAUGGAUGCAGGUUGUCUACUAAAGAUUAUACAUAACUAUGCUAAUUGUUCGUAAUCAACAGAAACCAAGAGAGAGCUACGAACUCAGCUGUACCGUUCAUACACUAAACUCUUCUGGCUUUUGCAGUAUAAGGAAUUAAGUCUCCGAUCAUUAGGUAAUCACCUUGGAUGAUCAGUUUUCUGCUGAAGGCACCUGCUCAGUGUCUUUUCCUCUUUAUCACGCUGCAUUGGUGAAUUUAAUCCUCUCCUUUGUGCCCAACUUGUGUGUGCUUUUAAAAUCAGCUUUAUUCUAAGCAAAUCUGUGUCUACUUUAAAAGACUGGAAAUGGGGAAAAAAUAAAUAAAUCUUUGCCAAAUCCUUCAGA